UGUUUACAAAUGUCAGAACUGCUCCAUUGAAUGUCCAGGGUCCAGCUGCAUGUUGAAAUGAAGCCAAUCAAAGACUGAAGCUAACAAAUUAUUGCUGUUUUUCUAAUGCUCUCUGAUUAGCCGUGAUCUUCAAAUAAUUUGCUGCUGCUUAUUGCUGAUUGUUGCUGAUCGUUUCUAACCCUUUAGCGAUUCUUCUAAUCUUCAAUCAUCUAAAGCCUUCGUUUCUGCUUUUGUCUGCUGCUGCUGCCUGCUGCUACUGCUUCCUCCUUGAGGGGGGAAAAAACUUAAGAAACUUGGAUUCCCCAAAAGGACAGUUGGCAGAUCUAAAAGAAAAAGAAAGCCGUCCAUUAUGAAUCUUAAAGAAAGACUGUGGACCCUUGUGUGGUUCCCCCUGUAUUUUUUGAUAAAUGUGUACAGUGCCCUUGUAUUCAUACCCUGGUAUUUUCUUACAAAUGUUAAGAAGAAAAAAGCUAUGGCGAAGCGCUUAAAAGCUAAGCCCGUCUCCGACAGCCCCGGAAGUCCGUAUCGGUCCAUUUCGCAUAUGGAAUCAUUAGCCAAUAUAGACUUUCCUGGAGUGGACACACUGGACAAAUUGUUUGAACUUGCUGUGACAAAGUUUGGGAAGAAAGACUGUCUGGGAACAAGAGAGGUCCUGAGCGAAGAGAAUGAAAUGCAGCCAAAUGGAAAAGUAUUUAAAAAGUUAAUCCUAGGGAACUAUAGGUGGCUGAGCUAUGAAGAGACUAACCAGAAAGUGAAGCACUUUGGGAGUGGGUUAGUGGCGCUUGGAUUGCCGCCCAAGAGCACCGUGGCUGUAUUUUGCGAGACGCGAACUGAAUGGUUUAUUGCCGCCCAGUCUUGCUUCCUUUACAACUUUCCUCUUGUUACACUAUACGCAACCCUUGGAGAAGAGGCGGUAACCUAUGGAUUAAAUGAAUCCGAAGCAUCAUUUCUAAUCACUAGCUUAGAUCUUUUGGAAGGCAAACUGAAGAAUGUACUGUCAAAAAUUCCCUGCCUCAAAUACAUCAUUUAUGUGGAUAAUAAGACUAUCAAUAAAGCAGAAUAUCCUAAAGGGCUGGAGAUCCAUAGCAUGCAAGCAGUAGAAGAACUUGGAGCCAAACCAGAAAACUUGAGCAUCCCUCCCUGCCGCCCUCUUCCUACAGACAUGGCCUUAGUGAUGUAUACCAGUGGCUCCACAGGAAGGCCAAAAGGGGUCAUGAUGGUCCAUAAAAAUCUCAUAGCUGGAAUGACUGGACAGUGUGAGCGAAUUCCUGGCCUGGGACCCAACGACACGUACAUUGGCUACUUGCCUUUGGCUCAUGUAUUAGAACUGACAGCAGAAAUUUCCUGCAUUACUUAUGGCUGCAGGAUUGGAUAUUCCUCACCACUCACCCUGUCAGACCAGUCCAGCAAAAUUAAAAAGGGAAGCAAAGGAGACUGCAGUGUUCUGAAGCCCACCUUGAUGGCGGCUGUGCCAGAAAUCAUGGAUCGAAUUUAUAAGAACGUUAUGAGUAAAGUUCAGGAGAUGAACUAUUUCCAGAAAACUUUAUUCAAGAUAGGAUAUGACUAUAAAUUGGAACAAAUAAAAAGAGGUUAUGACGCACCUCUCUGUAACUUACUGCUAUUUAAAAAGGUGAAGGCCCUGUUGGGAGGGAAUGUCCGUAUGAUGCUUUCCGGAGGGGCUCCUCUCUCAUCUCAAACACAGAGGUUCAUGAACAUCUGCUUCUGCUGCCCUGUUGGCCAAGGCUACGGCCUGACGGAAACCUGUGGAGCAGGCACCAUUACUGAAGUAACUGACUACAGUACUGGAAGAGUUGGAGCUCCUCUUAUCUGCUGUGAGAUUAAACUCAGAGAUUGGCAAGAAGGAGGUUACACAACAAGAGACUUGCCCCAUCCCAGGGGAGAGAUUAUAAUUGGAGGGCCCAAUGUCUCCAUGGGAUACUUCAGAAAUGACGAGAAAACAGCCGAAGAUUUCAUUGUCGAUGACAAAGGCCAGCGAUGGUUUUGCACUGGAGAUAUUGGAGAAUUUCAUUCUGACGGCUGCCUCCAAAUCAUAGAUCGUAAAAAAGACUUGGUGAAGUUGCAAGCUGGAGAAUAUGUGUCUCUUGGCAAAGUUGAGGCAGCCUUGAAAAACUGCCCCCUGAUUGACAAUAUUUGUGCAUAUGCGAAAAGCAACCAGUCUUACGUUAUCAGUUUUGUGGUUCCCAAUCAGAAGAAACUAAUGGCACUUGCUGAACAGAGGGGCAUGACUGACAGCUGGGUCAACAUCUGUAACAAUCCCAUCAUGGAAUCGGAAGUCCUGAAAGAGAUUAAGAACACGGCUAACAAAAUGAAGUUGGAAAGAUUUGAAGUGCCCAUCAAAGUACGUCUGAGUCCGGAGCCCUGGACUCCCGAAACAGGCUUGGUCACCGAUGCUUUCAAACUGAAAAGGAAGGAACUGAAGAACCAUUACCUCAAUGACAUCGAGCGGAUGUACGGAGGGAAGUAAGGCCUCCCAAUCACCCUGCGUCAGAAACCCUGCGUUGUCUCCUUCUGGAAUUGAAUGAGGAAUGAAUUUCCCAAAAGCUGUGUUUUCAUAAAACAGUUGAAAAUUUUCUCUCGGUUAUCCCAGAAGAAACGGCUGCGCUGGCUUUCUGGCCUGCAGUUUUCCAAGAUGCUGUCAAAAACACCGACCCACUGCCAUGGUUUCAUGAGACCACUUCCAGUUCCAAAUGGCUGCGUUCGUAUGGAACCCCCCCCCCCCCACUAGAUAAACCAAUAUUUCUACCUUUCUCUUCCGGCUUCUCUCUCUGAUUCGAAAGCAGUGAGAUCACCUUGACUGAGUCCAGGGCGAUGUUUUCGAAAUGAGUUAAAGAAGCCGGUUGCAAAGGCGACACGGAAGAGGUGUUGGAAGAGGGUGGGGCAGAACCGAGCCCUUUUCAAAAUGCUGCUCCGGAAAUGGCUCUCUCAGGUCCUUUGCUUGAAUGGCUCAUUUGAAGGUGACUGUCGUUGGAGGCACGGAGAGAGGAAGAGGGAUUUCUCUUGUGAAAACGGUAAUUUCACCCAGCCGUAAAAACUGACAGUCCAACACAACAACGCCCAAUCGGGUCCUUGAACCACAUGCCAAGUUUUUCCUUCCUUUCUGCAAGACCAUCCUGCCCAUCUCUGCCGUGAAAUUAUUCCUGCAAUUUCUGAUUAUUAUUUUUUAAUUAUUCAUUCCAGAAAAAAAGGCACCCUAGGCCAGUGUUUCCCAACCUUGGUGAC
Molecule: messenger RNA, 3240 nt
Organism: Thamnophis sirtalis
Lineage: Eukaryota; Metazoa; Chordata; Lepidosauria; Squamata; Natricidae
Source: RefSeq, a predicted model, not a curated record